Dicentrarchus labrax (European seabass) is the source of this 5897-nucleotide messenger RNA. RefSeq lists its product as uncharacterized. The transcript is spliced from 3 exons. The record is from RefSeq and is a predicted model, not a curated record. Bases 294 to 1268 code for a protein of 324 amino acids. NCBI's taxonomy places the organism in Eukaryota, Metazoa, Chordata, Actinopteri, Moronidae.
CAAUAGUCAAUACUAGUGGCAGUAAUAGUACUCAUAGGUAGUGGUAAGAGUAGUAGUUCAAAUACUUAGUGGAGCUCCCCCUGCUGGCCUUUACAUAGAAUGCAGGUUUUAAGACAUUUACUUCACUUUUCAGACCCGGAAACUGACAGAGAGAGAGAGAGAGAGAGGGAGAGACAGGGAGAGACAGACAGAGAGAGAUAGAGACGGAGAGAGAGACAGGGAGACAGAGAGAGAAAGAGAGAGACAGAGAGAGAGAGAGAGAGAGAGAGAGACAGGGAGAGACAGAGAGAGACAUGGAGAGAGAGAGAGAGAGAGAGAGAGAGACAGGGAGAGAGAGAGAGACAGAGAGAGAGAGAGAGAGAGAGAGGCUUAAACAUUUCCAAUUUGUACUAGAACCAAUAAUUCUAUAUGGCAGCGAAAUUCGGGGACCAAAACUAAAUAAUGAAUUUGACAAAUGGGACAAAACAAUCAUAGAAUCUUUCCACACCGAGUUCUGUAAGAGCAUCCUGCAGGUGCAGAGAAAAACACCAAAUAAUCUGUGCAGAGCAGAACUCGGCCAAUACCCCCUCCUACUAAAAAUACAGAAAAGAUCAAUUCAAUUUUACAAUCACUUAAAAUCAGUUAACCCCCAGACAUACCAUCACAAAGCCCUAACAUACCAGGAGCUGAAACCAGAGAAGAGUCCCCUCAGCCAGCUGGUCCUGAGGCUCUCUGCAGUAACAUGUCCCCAACAGCCUCAGGACAGCAACACCAACUCAAUCAGACCAAACCAAAUUAUCAACAAGCAAAAAGAAAAAUAUAUUGAAUACUGGAAAGAAACGACCAAAACACAAAGUAAAUUACAAUGUUAUCUGACCCUAAAAAGAGAAUUCACACUGGCAAAUUACCUGAUCACAAUAAAAUGUCCUGAACUAAGAAAAAUGUUGACAGUGUACAGACUGAGUGAACACAGCCUGGCCAUAGAAACGGGUCGCCACAGACAGAACUGGCUACCAGAAGAGGAGAGACUCUGCUCCCAGUGUGACAGAGGACAGGUAGAGACAGAGCUGCACUUUCUAACCUCAUGCCCUCAAUUCAAAACUUUAAGAGAAAAACAAUUCGCAAACAUUUCCCAAAUAUACCCCGAAUUCGAAUUAUUAUCAGACACACAGAAACUCCCCUAUUUACUGGGAGAAAUGCCCAAAAGUCAAAUUAUUGCAGCAAAAUAUGUCUCCUCAUGCCACGAAGUGAGGACAACCAGUGGAAACUCAGAUAAAUGUAUAAAAUAAUUGAUUGUUUUAGUUGUUUUUUAAUAUAUACACACACACACACACACACACUCACACUCACACACACACACAUAGUUACAGUAUUACCAACAGUAUAGAUUAUAAUUAAUUUAUUGUAAAUAUUGUUUUCCUUUAUUGUUAUUAUUAUUAUUUUUAAUUCCAAACCGUUGCUUUGGCAAUAUGUACAGUGUUACGUCAUGCCGAUAAAGCCAUUUGAAUUGAAUGGACUUGACAGAGAGACAGAGACAGAGAGAGGAGCUCAGUGCAUCAUGGGAAAUCCCCCAAUAGUCUAGGCCUAUAGCAGCAUAACUAAGAGGCAUUGAUUUAUUUAUUGUAAAGUCGUGGUUGCGCUCUGCAUCCCUAUGCACCAUGUAACUUUAACUUGACAUCUAUCACUCUAGCCUCCUGGCUGUCAUCCAGGUAUGCUGUGAACAGUAUGCCUUUUUAUCUGCCUGCGCCAAGUGUGAUCCUGUGUGGGAAACCGUAUAUGUAUUGGAGCCCUUGUGUUGUAUAUGUAUUUACAUGUUCUGUGUCCUUUUUUUCUGACUUUGUUGAUGUCUUGAGCACACUGAAGCAAAUCCCUAGCAACUUGCACCGAGUUGUAUGGCAAUAAAGUAUUGAAUCUUGAAUCUUGAAUCUAAGGGAUGGUUCAGGACUCACCUGAUCCAGCCCUAACUAUAAACUUUAUCAAAGAGGAAUGUCUUAAGCCUACUCUUGAAUGUGGUGAGGGUGUCUGCCUCCCGAACCACAACUGGAAGCUGGUUCCACAGGAGAGGAGCUUGGUAACUGAAGGCUCUGGCUCCUGUUCUACUUUUAGAGACUAUAGGAACCACAAGUAGCCCAGCAUUCAGAGAACGUAGUGUUCUAGAGGGGUAAUAGGGUACUAUGAGCUCUUUAAGAUAUGAAGGGGCCUGACCAUGAAGAGCUUUAUAGGUGAGGAGGAGGAUUUUAAAUUCUAUUCUACAUUUUACAGGGAGCCAAUGCAGAGAAGCUAGUACAGGAGAGAUGUGAUCUCUUUUUCUAGUUCCUGUCAGUACUCGUGCUGCAGCGUUCUGAAUUAAUUGGAGCGUUUUAAUGGACUUAUUGGGGCAACCUGAUAAUAAAGAGUUGCAGUAAUCCAGCCUUGAAGUACCAAAUGCAUGGAUUAGUUUUUCUGCAUCUGUCUGUGAUAGUAUGUGUCUAAUUUUUCUAAUAUUACGUAAAUGAAAGAAGGCGGUCCUAGAGGUCUGCUUUAUGUUGGAAUUAAAUGACAAAUCCUGAUCAAAGAUAACUCUAAGAUUCCUGACAGUGGUGCUAGAGGCCAAGGUAAUGCCAUCUAGAGUAACUAUAUCUUUAGACAAUGAGUCUCUAAGGUUUUUGGGGCCAAGAACAAGAAUUUCGUUUUUUUCUGAGUUUAACAUCAGAAAAUUGCAGCUCAUCCAGGAUUUUAUGUCCUUAAGACAUGUUUGUAAUUUAGAUAAUUGAUUAAUUUCAUCGGGCUUGAUUGAUAGAUAUAACUGCAUAUCAUCUGCAUAACAGUGAAAGUUAAUGGAGUGAUUCCUAAAAAAAUUGCCUAAAGGGAGCAUAUAUAAAGUAAAUAGUAUUGGUCCAAGUACAGAACCUUGUGGAACUCCAUGACUAACUGUAGUAUUUAUUGAAGAUUCAUCAAUAACAUGUACAAACUGCGAACAAUCUGAUAAAUUUGACUUAAACCAGCUUAGUGCGGUUCCUUUAAUGCCAAUUUGAUGCUCAAGUCUCUGUAAAAGAAUAUUAUGGUCAGUGGUGUCAAAUGCAGCACUAAGAUCUAAUAAUACAAGUACAGAGACAAGUCCAUUGUCUGAAGCAAUCAAAAGGUCAUUAUUAACUUUAACCAGAGCUGUCUCUGUGCUGUGAUGAACUCUAAAUCCUGACUGAAAAUCCUCAAACUAUUGUUAUGUAGAAAUUCACACAACUCUUUUGUGACUACUUUCUCCAGAAUCUUAGAGAGGAAGGGGAGGUUAGAGAUCGGUCUAUAGUUGGCUAAAACCCUUGGGUCAAGAGUGUCAUUGCAGGGAAGUGAUCAUCAAUGUUUGGCUGACGGUGUCCGUUACAGUGAGCUGAUAACAAGGAAAGCUCAGCCCGUGUCAACUCACACCUCCAGGUGUUGAGCAGUUGGGUUAUGAACCUGACAGACCUGACUCCCACACCAGAGGCCAGAGCUGCAGCGUUGAUCAGUCGUGGUCCGCAUAGUUGCACCGCGUGUCCCAGGGUGAUGACCCCCACCGAGCGAAGCAGCUGCAGCACAGAAGGUCCUGUUGUGCGCUCUACAUUGAAGCACCACUGGCUCUUUCAAAAGCCAAAACAAGGAAACAUAGUUGGCCAGACUCUGCUUGUUGAACAACCCCCACACAGUAAACAGUCCAUUAUAAAACUUUGGAAGGUUGCAAGGUUUGUGAGCGCUCAGGUCCAUCAGAAACAGAGGCUCAGCGAGACCCAAACCUCCAGCCCGUCUCAGUAUGGCUCGGGCUAUGGGCCUCCAGACAAGGUCUGCUGGACCGGUGAGGAACCUCUGGAUGAACCAGAGUCAGAAAGCAGCGCCCCUGCUGGCCAGGUGAAUGAGCCCCUGUCCUCCGUCCUCCUUGGGCAGAAGCAGCACGCUCUGUGGGACCCAGUGCAGACAGUCUCAGAAGAAAUCGACCAACACCGCUUGUAUGCUGGCCAGGAGACGCGCCGGGGGGUUCACACAUGCCAGUCGGUGCCACAGCAUGGCAGAUACCAAGUUGUUUAUCACUAAAAUACGCCCUUUAAAGGACAUAUGUGGUAAAAUCCAUUUCCACUGUUUGAGUCGUCCCUCAACCGUCUCUAGAACAUGGUCCCAGUUCUUGCACUUAAAAGAAUCAUCACCGAGAUAGACACCAAGAUAUUUAAAACCUCCCUUGUUCCAUGUUAACCCCCCAGGCAAAAUGAGCUGCCUGCUUAACCCAUCACUAACUGCUAAGGCUUCACUUUAGCUAACUUUAGCAGAGUUAACUUUAGCAGAGGAUAAUGUACCAAACACAUUAGCAGUUUCGCCAAGGACAUCAAUAUCGUCUUGUUUUUUUACAAUGACAACAACGUCAUCAGCAUAAGCAGACAAUUUAAAAGCUUGUUGACAUCCAGGGAGAUUUAUACCUGAAAGACGCUGUCUCAGUUUGUGUAGGAGAGGCUCUAUUGCCAUGGAGUAGAGCAUGCCAGAUAGGGAACAGCCUUGUCUGACCCCCCUCUGAACCUUAAAAGGAGUGCUUAACCCACCGUUAAUCUUUAGUACACUCUCAAUGUCACUGUACAAGACUUGGAUCUUGGCUAUGAGACCAGAGUUGAACCCAAAAGCGUUCAGUGUCUGCCACAAGUACUGAUGUUCAAUUCGGUCAAAAGCCUUUUCUUGAUCUAUAGAAAUCAGACCAAGGUCACAGCCCAAUGAACUGGAGAGGUCCAAAAUGUCCCGAUUAGAGAAAUAUUGUCAGAUAUCAGCCUGCUGGGUACACAAUAGGUUUGGUCAAUGUGAAUGAUAUACUCCAUCACUUUUCUCAGCCUCGUGGCCAACACCUUGGACAAGGUUUUAUAGUCCGUGCAGAGCAGAGCUACUGGCCGCCAGUUCUUUAUCAGCUGUAGAUCCCCUUUUUUGGGGAGGGGGGUGAGGAACCGCUCUCCUGCAGCUCAGAGGUAACCGUCCUUUGUUAAAACUGUCUCUGAGAACAAGUAACAAAUCCUGGCCAAUUACAGGCCAGAAAACAAAAAAAAAAUCUGCAGGAAGACCAUCAAUCCCUGGAGCUUUCCCGCUAUUCAGGCUCUGCAGCACCGCAGCUAGUUCAUCCGCAGAGAUCUGUGCGUCCAGCUCAGCGUUGGGCUCCACGGGAACCUUGGGUAGACCCUCAUAGAAAGACUUCGCCACCUCCGGUCUCUCCUGGAACUCUUCUUUGAAGAGCUCCUUGUAGAAGGCGACUGCACAGCUCCGUAUCUCUCCUGACUCCUGCAGCAGCUGCCCUGUGUCGGACCGCAGGGAGUCUUUGUUACGGCCCUGGCCGUAUUAUUAGUAUUAUGUUAUGGUAUUGGAUCCGUCUGUGGUGUGUGUUGGUGUUUUUUGUCCCUGUUCCUCUGCAGGAGUGUGCAGCUUGUCGAUUGUAGAUCUUUGACGGCAACCCGUAGGUCAGCUCUGACUGGUCCAUGCCGUGGGCUCGGCUGGUGGAGUGUCUCCUGCUGGUUGGUUCUCCCAGGGAGCCGCAACAUCCGCCGGGGAUUCAAAACGCCGCACCACACCGAAGCUCUUCGACAGAACCUUCAGCAGCAGCAUCCUUCUGUCCUCGGUUGUAGAGUGUGUGUUUUUGCGAUAGAGUGAAUUGUUAUGAUCUUAGUAGAUAGUGUUUUUGUAUGAUUGUGUUUAGUGAGUAUCGUAAGGGUGAGCUGCCAUUUUCUUUGUACUACUUUUCUCCUGUUUUUCAUUAGGAUAGGGAGUUAGGUUUAGUAACUGUAUUUUAUUUCUAUUGCAUAGGGAUUAGUAAGGAUUUUUGCUUAAGGAAGUUAGCCCUGUUUUGUUUGUUGUUUUGGCCUUGGUUCACCCUGAAGUUUGUUGCAUAGUCUUUGUUGCACUUUGUUUCACCUGUUUGUAAAUAAAUCACAUCACUUGAUUGUUAA